AAAAAGUCGAAUUUGUGUUCGAGUUGUGUGAAAAUUCGGUGGGUUUAUUGCAAACUGAAAAUUCGCGAUAAAUCCGUGAAAAUUUCGUUCGAUUGUGAACGUAAAAAGUGUCGUAACAUAUUCGCGUACAAAAUCCACAAUCAAAAUUAAUCACGAACGGUUUCAGUCAAGUGAAAAUCUCAACUUGAAAAGAAAACACUCUCGCGGCCAUUUGCGUGUGUGCCACUCAUCCAUCCCAAAAGCGGGCGGCGGCGGCGAUCGGUACAAAAUCAACGAAACGAAGAACCUGCGGCGCAUCCAGCGAAAAUUCUCCAGCUGUAACUUGAGCGUGAAAGAUGGCAGCGAGUGACAAAACGCUCGACGACUCACUUUAUCCGAUUGCCGUCCUCAUUGACGAGUUGAAAAAUGAAGACGUUCAGUUACGACUAAACUCCAUUAAGAAGCUAUCGACUAUUGCUUUGGCUCUAGGCGAAGAACGAACCCGUUCUGAACUCAUUCCAUUUUUAACAGAAACAAUUUACGAUGAAGAUGAAGUUUUACUUGCUUUGGCGGAACAAUUGGGAAACUUCACAAGCUUGGUCGGCGGUCCCGAGUAUGCAAUGUAUUUGAUUCCGCCACUAGAAAGUUUGGCCACCGUUGAAGAAACUGUCGUCCGUGACAAGGCGGUCGAAUCAUUGCGUACAGUAGCCGCAGAGCACAGCGCACAAGAUUUGGAAAUUCACGUUGUUCCAACUUUACAACGUUUGGUUUCCGGUGAUUGGUUCACCUCACGUACAUCAGCUUGUGGAUUAUUCUCAGUAUGUUAUCCACGUGUUUCGGCUCCGGUUAAGGCUGAGUUGCGAGCAAAUUUCCGUAAGUUGUGUCAAGAUGAGACACCAAUGGUCCGACGUGCAGCUGCCAGUAAAUUGGGUGAAUUCGCUAAAGUCGUUGAGGUUGAAUUUUUGAAAUCUGAUUUAAUUCCAAACUUCGUACAAUUGGCUCAAGAUGAUCAGGAUUCCGUUCGGUUGUUGGCCGUUGAGGCUUGCGUCAGUAUUGCACAAUUAUUGCCACAAGAUGACGUUGAGCAUUUGGUCAUGCCCACAUUGCGUCAAUGCGCUAGUGAUUCCUCUUGGCGUGUACGUUACAUGGUUGCCGAGAAGUUCACAGAAUUACAAAAGGCCGUGGGCCCAGAAAUCACAAAAACUGAUUUGGUGCCAGCUUUCCAGUAUUUAUUGAAAGACGCCGAAGCUGAAGUUCGGGCAGCUGCCGCUUCAAAAGUGAAAGAUUUCUGUGCGAAUCUAGAUAAAGCUAAUCAAGUUCAAAUUAUCAUGUCGUCAAUAUUGCCGUACGUCAAGGAGCUUGUUUCGGAUCCAAAUCAACACGUGAAAUCAGCUUUAGCUUCAGUAAUCAUGGGUCUCAGCCCAAUGCUAGGAUCAUAUAACACAGUCGAACAGCUUUUACCAUUAUUCUUGGUACAAUUGAAAGAUGAAUGUCCAGAAGUUCGGCUGAAUAUCAUAUCGAAUCUAGAUUGUGUCAAUGAUGUUAUUGGUAUUCAACAGUUAUCACAGUCUCUUUUGCCAGCCAUUGUUGAACUGGCUGAAGAUUCAAAGUGGCGUGUACGAUUAGCAAUUAUCGAGUAUAUGCCUGCACUCGCCGGCCAACUGGGGCAGGAGUUCUUUGACCAAAAAUUGCGUGGUUUAUGUAUGAGCUGGCUUAACGAUCACGUCUAUGCCAUCCGGGAGGCAGCCACAAUGAACAUGAAAAAAUUGGUAGAACAGUUCGGAGCAGCUUGGGCGGAGCAGGCAAUUAUUCCAAUGAUUCUUGUUAUGUCCCGAAAUAAGAAUUAUCUACACAGAAUGACAUGUUUGUUCUGCAUCAAUGUUCUAGCUGAAGUCUGUGGACAAGAGAUCACAACAAAACUCCUCUUACCGACAGUUUUAAUCCUAGCAACAGAUCCAGUCGCAAAUGUAAGGUUCAACGUUGCCAAGACGCUACAAAAGAUUUCACCCUAUCUGGAAUCAAGUGUGAUUGAUAGUCAAGUGAAACCCACGCUAGAUAAGCUAAACAGCGACGCUGACGUUGAUGUAAAACACUUCGCUUCAGAAGCUAUAGCCGGUAUUGCAGCAGUAAUGGAAUUAGACGUUUUUGGCCAAAGAGAUAAAGAAGAAAGAAAUGAAACUCCCGCUCCAAUUGAACCACAAGAAGAAGAACAGGCCCCACAAAUUGAAGUUCUGGCCAAUCCUAUGAAAAAUGAGGGGGACGCAGAACUAUUCGCUUAUUCCGCCUAGAAGAAGGGAUUCUAGCCUUUCUGGGCAGUUGUUUUAAUCUUCAAUCCCAUAAAAUUACGAUAAUAGUUGGAUAACAUCGCAACGAUCAUUUUCAAAGGCAACAACAGCAGCAGCUACUGCGACUACAACAGUUAAACCCGAUGAUCGGAAAUCAUGCAAAAUUCAUUAAAUCAUUGCAUUGAACCGUAAUACGAAUUGCAUUGUUUAUUUGCAAAUGAAACAAGAAACAGAUAUGGAACAAAAUUUAUAAAAGAAGCAAAAAUCGUAUAAUAAAUAAAGAACACACUGAAAUCUAUAUAUAUUGAUAAAUUUAUUAUUUUUAUUUUAAUUCAAUAAUUAAAUUAAUUGUAAGAGGAAGAAAUGAAUCAUUAAAUCUACACUAAAACACACAAUGCAAAAUGAACGUUUGACUUGCAACAUAAUUUUAAUCCUUGAAUUGUUGUAAAACAAGAAAAUUAAUAUGAGAAAUUAAAAAGUGAUUAGUGGAUAUGAUUGACUGUAUGAUAUCUGUUUUUAUCUAUUUUCCCUUUUCCAAUAAAAAAGUAAAAAUCACUUCUUUGCCUCGACACAAUUCUAUAAACUUUCUUUCUGAGUCUUUGAUAUACAAAUAGAUGUGUGCAUGCUCGUCUCCAGUGCAAAAUACCUUUAGUACCAUUUUUUACUUUGAUUUUUUAUUAGUGACUAUUUUUCUUCCCAUCAAUUGAAAAAACAGACGCAACUCUACACAAAUUCGGUUUUUUUAGAUCGAGAAACAUUUCAGAAAACCAUCAACAAAAAUAGAGAAAAUUCUUGUCUACAAAGAAAAUUGUUAAAAUCUUGUACUCUUACUUAUGUAAGGUUAAUUUUAAGUAUAAUUUAAUAAAAUGUAAUAGUUAUAAAA
This is a messenger RNA of Hermetia illucens (black soldier fly), 3147 nucleotides long. It is a transcript of the gene Pp2A-29B, whose product is annotated as serine/threonine-protein phosphatase PP2A 65 kDa regulatory subunit. Lineage: Eukaryota; Metazoa; Arthropoda; Insecta; Diptera; Stratiomyidae. Gene Ontology annotation, biological process: protein dephosphorylation. Gene Ontology annotation, cellular component: cytoplasm; protein phosphatase type 2A complex. Bases 336 to 2267 code for a protein of 643 amino acids. The transcript has 10 exons. Gene Ontology annotation, molecular function: protein binding; protein phosphatase regulator activity. The record is from RefSeq and is a predicted model, not a curated record.